UUGUUCAGAUGCCCCAACUGUCUAGCGGAAAUUACGUUUAAAACGGAUCUGGAAAAUUGCGACUAUCAGAAUGAGCACGGAGCCACUCGAUUAUUCGAGGCCAUCAAGCUCUACCAAGAUGCGGAAAAGGCAAAGGAAGCCCAAGAAGAGGAGGACAAGAAGGACCCUAUGAAAAUGCUUGAGAAGCGGACCAUGAUGAGUCGUGCCGAGAUGGAAGCAAUGGGAAACCUUGAGGAUCUGCAAGAAAUUAGUAGACAUAAAGAAUCUGUUGACGUCGACCAAUUUUUGGAAGCAACGAAGCCGGAAUUAUCGAUAGCUGAACAAAUAAAGUUGCAAGAACAGGAAGACGAGGAGUUCAUUAGGCAAGUUCUCGGAAAAACUGCCGAUGGCAAGAUAAUCAAACGGUUAGAGGAUGACGAUGAAGAAGAGGGGAAACCUGGGACUAGCGGUUUGGUCAGCACAUCGUUGCAUGAGAUUGUAAAUCAUAUUUAG
Molecule: messenger RNA, 492 nt
Organism: Strongylus vulgaris
Lineage: Eukaryota; Metazoa; Nematoda; Chromadorea; Rhabditida; Strongylidae
Source: the annotation of a GenBank genome assembly